Cryptococcus amylolentus CBS 6039 is the source of this 1818-nucleotide messenger RNA. RefSeq lists its product as hypothetical. The record is from RefSeq and is a predicted model, not a curated record. The transcript has 5 exons. Lineage: Eukaryota; Fungi; Basidiomycota; Tremellomycetes; Tremellales; Cryptococcaceae. Bases 1 to 1818 code for a protein of 605 amino acids.
AUGACAUCCCUCCCGACCCCCUCUCCCUCCCGGAACCCCUUUGCCAAACCAGCAUUAGCUACUGAAGGAGCGUCGUUCUCAAAGAGCGCCAUCUUGCCUACUUCUACAAAGAAGGCGACGCUGGUAUCGGGCGACUGUCAGACGCCUAUUGAGAAGCGCGUUCUAAAUGAACUCGGCAGCGCUCAGGGGACACGGACAAGCUGGAGAUUACUAUGGCGUGGUGGGCUUGAAAUUGGGAAAGAAGGCUGGCGCCUAGAUGGUAUAACGUUUUUCGCCCAACUAUCAUUUCCGCCACCAACACCCUCUGGUAACCCUUUUGCCUUUCCCACACCCCCACCUUCCUUCUCUCCUGCCCCUUCUUCGCCAUUCCAUUCUCUCCCAGGAGGCACCACGGACCUUUGCUUGUCUCUAGAGUCUAUGCGCGGACGCAAGUACCUCCAAGUCCGUGAUGUCGUCGAUCUGCCCGACGGCGAGGUCUUGGAAGGAGAUGAAGAUGAUGCCGGAAGUGGAGUCCAGGUAGCAAUCGCGGAACAAGCGCCGCUGCUGGCUGGGUAUGUGAUAGGAUUACUGGGGAGAGACGGGUCUUUGUCGGCAAAUGGGAGGACGAAGAAGGCUAUCGUCAUCGGGCUAGGCGAUGAGGAAGUUGAAAACACUCUGAAAUCGACUAUUCUCGUAUACGGUCAACUCCAAACUUCAUUCUCCAACGAAUCCUCAGAAAGCACCUUGCGUCUCUUCGUAGGCCGGCGCAAACCCCCACCACCGCCCCCGAGCGAAAAGAAGAUCCGCCCAGGCGAACCUCUCCCCCGAGCACCCCUCUUCAUACCAGCAGACCCCAAGAAACCCUUCCGUCCCUUCGCCCGAUCAUUCUCCCGCACCUCCUCGACAUCCCAGACUCAACCCUCCAUCUAUGCCCCGCCGCCUUCUGCUUCUGUGCCGAGUAUUGGCAUGGGCGUGGGGGUGGGUAAAGGGAAAAGCGGACAGAUAGCGCCUGUAUCGGGCCGUACACCCGGGAGGAGGGGAGAGAAGCGCGCGAGGCUGGGUGAGGCUGGGAGAGAGGAAGAUAGGAAGAGACGGGCGGGGAAGAUUGUCAGUCAACCUCGUCUAGAUGAUCGGGUGGAAAGAAGAGAUCGAGAAGGUUCUGUGCGUGUCAAGGAAGAACGCGGGCCGAGCCUUGCGCCCUCUGAACAUUCUUUGCGAGCACCGUCGCUCUCGCGCCAAUCCGUACCGCCGGUGUCCGCCUUUGAGCAAGGUCCAGGAGAUGCGGAAGGAGAUGAAGAGGAUAUAUUCGGCAAGAGGGCGUCCUCGAUGGCGCCCAGUAUGAGCCGGGUGUCGUCUGCUGGGGGUACAAGUGAAGUUGGGCUGAGCGUGGAUGAAGUUGGUACAGCAGAGGCGAGUGGUAGGAAGAGGGUCAGGGUGCCUCAACAGGUUUUGGAUAACAAAGCUUCGAUACGCAAGCAGACAUUGUUGCUUUUGGAACUGCGAGGCAUUCCUCGGACCCACGACCUGUUCAAAGACAUAUUUGGAGUGACCACCAAAGGAGUCUACUUUGCUUUUAGAGACCAACUUCAAGAUCAUCCGGUCUCUAAAACCGAUAUUCAGCGGAUAAUUCACGGUCAUUUGGAUAUGUACCUCCAAUCUUCUUUGCCCUCUACCACACCCCUGCCGCAAGGAGAAGGUCAAGAGGAAGCGUCAAAUUCGAUACUCGAAGUCAAACAAGAAGAGUUCAGUAAGAGCGGGAGCGGGGUGACAUUGCAUUUGCACGAGCAUGGCGAUGGACGAGUCAAGCUUGAGGCUGUGGUGGAAGAGGAAGAGUUUUAG